Molecule: messenger RNA, 351 nt
Organism: Strongyloides ratti
Lineage: Eukaryota; Metazoa; Nematoda; Chromadorea; Rhabditida; Strongyloididae
Exons: 1
Coding region: 1-351 (116 amino acids)
Source: RefSeq, a predicted model, not a curated record
AUGGUUCCUUAUACAUAUCGUGUUGUUGUUAAAGAUGAUUUAAUUCCAACUAUUCCAAGUUGUGAUACAUCUUUUUGGGAAAAUUCAUGUCGUGAUUGUGACAAAUCAUGGUUUGAUUUAUAUUAUCAUGUAGGUACUGAAAUAUAUUAUGCCAAUGAUACAUCAGGUGAUUAUAAAAUAUGCCAACAAUAUACUGAAGAUAUAAAAUGUAGUUCUAAAGUUUUUUCAUGGUUAAAUAUUCCUAAAUAUCUUAUAAAUAAUGAAUAUUAUUUAAAUAAACAUGUAACAUACUUUGAAACAAUUUAUAAUCAAACUUAUAAUGAAACAAUGUGUGAUUUUUAUAUAAAUUAA